GCAUUGGCCAUAUCACCCACCAGUGAAACCAAAAAAUAUUGUUUUAUUUCCACGACGGCGCUUACGAAUCAACCAGCAUCAUGUCCGAGGUAAACUUCUCCGCCCGUGCAUACUGCAAGAUGAUGCUGCACGCUGCCAAGUAUCCGCAUCUGGCCGUCAACGGGUUGCUGCUCGGCGAGAAGGGUGCUUCCGAGCCGAAGGUUCUGGAUGCGGUUCCGCUGUUCCAUCAGUGUCUGCACGUGACACCGAUGGCCGAGAUUGCCCUGAUUCAGGUGGAAGCCAAAGCCACCCAGCAGCGGCUGCAGAUCGUCGGUUACUAUGCGGCGGCCGAGAAUUUCUACGAUAACAGCCUGGAGAAGGCACCCGGCGGGCGUAUCGCGGACAAGAUUGCCGAAAACGCAGGCGGGGCCCUGUUUGCGGUGAUCGACAACCGUGCCGUUUCAAUCAACAUGUGUUACCCGGCGGUAAAGGUCUGGCAGCACCGGGAAUCUCGCUGGAACAAGGUUCCCCGGUGUACCGUCGAGAACGCUAAAAGCACGUUCGAUGCGGUGUCCACUCUACUGCAACGUGGUGCCAUGAAGGAACUGAACGAUUUCGACAACUAUCUCGAUAAUACCGAAAACGACUGGAACAAUGAGCAUCUGAAUCGAGAUUUGCCCCAAAUAUUGUCGAUGUAUUGAGAAAUCAUCGCUUUCUCCCGCGGGGGUGGCGCUGGCGUUAUGUGGUUUUGUGGUGGUAGUGCAAUUUCGGGGUGCAACAAACGAACCCCACUCUGUAUCGCUCGUAUUUUUAUAUUUAUCAUGGUAGUCAUACUCUGUAAUGAUAAUCGAUUUGUAUCACUAAUACCAAACGUAUAACAAUUCCUAUCGACAUUAAA
Sabethes cyaneus is the source of this 877-nucleotide messenger RNA. It is a transcript of the gene EMC8-9, whose product is annotated as ER membrane protein complex subunit 8/9 homolog. The record is from RefSeq and is a predicted model, not a curated record. Lineage: Eukaryota; Metazoa; Arthropoda; Insecta; Diptera; Culicidae. The coding region runs from base 81 to 680 and encodes 199 amino acids. Gene Ontology annotation, cellular component: EMC complex. The transcript is spliced from 2 exons.